AAUCCACUGAGCUGUAACGAAAAUGUAUUUCUCUCCAUAAUCUAAUGGUGGGGAGAAUUAUGAAUAUGAAAAAAAUAUGAUUUUGUUUCUGAUGGUUGAACUUUCAUUGUCAGCACAUUUAAAAAGAAAACGAUAAGAAAAGUUUUCUUACAGGUCCAUGAUGAUGAGAAUGAGGCUGCCAAUCCUCGUGUGCCUUCUUGGUUCAUUUCUGGAGGCUGAUGCCCAGAAUUCACAGGCUUGUAUUACUGAUGUGACUAACAGAGCUCCAGCAAACACAGACAUAACCGUGAACUGUGGUACCCAGUCUAUGGACCUGAGCAUCUACCUUUGCCCUAUUUAUAACUCGCAAUACAACGAGUCUCUGAUGGUCCUCAACAAUCAGAUCGGCAACCCUCUGUGUUACGGGACUGCUGACUGGACUGUUUCUCCACCAGUUCUGAGAUUUAAAUUCCCUAUAAAUGACACUUCUCUCUCAAGCUGCGCUAACAUCUAUCAGAUAACUACCCAGGCUGGAACUGGACAGUGGGCAGAUUUCUCAAAUGUCCAGACUGUGAACAUCUCCGGCUCGGUUACAGCUAUCGACCCUUCUGUAGGCGUUAUCAGCUAUCGCCAGCAGAUCCUCUACAAGUUCUCCUGUGCUUACCCGUUGCAGUACCUGCUCAACAACACUCAACUCAGCGUAUCUGGUGCAAAUGUUGCCAUAAGAGACAACAAUGGUAGCUUCGUUAGUACCCUGAGUAUGACACUCUAUAAAGACAGCACGUAUCAAACAGUGCUAACAGUUCCACCAACUGGACUUAAUAUAAGGUCCAAGAUUUAUGUGGAAGUCAAAGCUUCUAAUCUAACACAGAAGUUCAACAUACUGCUGGACAGAUGCUACGCCACAACAAGUCCAUUACCCAUGCAAAGUAGCUUUUAUGACCUCUUUGUGGGGUGUACACGUGAUCCAAAUACCGCAGUGGACAGCAACGGGGUUGCACAAACAGCACGCUUCAACUUUCAGGCCUUCAGAUUUGUGGAGCAAAAAAACCUGACUAUUUCGACUUUCUACCUCCACUGUACCACCAGGCUCUGCGAUGUAGCCACAUGCGGCUCAUUACUGCCCAACUGCAAUGCUCCUGCAGGCAGAAGAAGGAGGGCAGUAGCAACCGAGGAUGUGCCGGUCAACGCUACAAUCACUUCUCAGGCUAUACGUGUGAGCGAGGAUAAGAGCGUUGACGCCGCUUCUUCCUCAGCUGCUCAAGGUAACACCCCGCUGUAUCAGAUGCUUGUCUGGGGAAUCAUCUUUAACGGACUGCUUUCUUGGUGCAUUACCUCAGCUCACUUAUAACUGUCCUCAUGCGCCGUCAUCGUUUGCAUCAUCACCCUGACUUUCAUGACUGCCAACUCGAGAGAAAACAUGGCCUGACUAAGACUGGAGCACUUGUUGCCCCAUCUCCAAGUGACUGUUCUUCGUCAUCUAAGCAUGAACAUUUGACCUUAAAUAGUCAUUAAUUUUGGCAUGCAAAUACAUGCAAAUUUAUAGAAAAUAGUUCAUUAUUAGGGAAAUAAAGGCUCAGUAUUAACUGAGUAAAAUAAUCAGUUAUUUCCUUUAAUCUUUUUUAUUUUGUUGCAGUAUUUAAUGUUGUACUAUCUUCUGUAGUCAGUCAGGAAUGUGGUUCAUUCAGGUAGCUUUUGCAGAGUUUUAUUCUUUUAUUUGAAAGAAUCCCCAUAUUAACACUGACUGUUACGACUAAACAAGCUGUCACAGUAAUGUAGGAUGACAGUUUACUGUCUGACAUUUAUUAUGUAAGAUCUGUGCAUGUAAACUAAAUAUUUCUACCGUAUUCUUUUGUCAGUUUGAAUAAACUAAGCUUUCACUAUUCAAUGUUGACCAAUAGAAUAAACAUAAAAGGCA
This is a messenger RNA of Nothobranchius furzeri (turquoise killifish), 1897 nucleotides long. RefSeq names its product zona pellucida-like domain-containing protein 1. Lineage: Eukaryota; Metazoa; Chordata; Actinopteri; Cyprinodontiformes; Nothobranchiidae. The record is from RefSeq and is a predicted model, not a curated record. Gene Ontology annotation, cellular component: cell surface.